GGCUUAGGCUGGAACCCGGAGAAGAAAACACUUCCACAGAAGGCAAGAAGCAGAAGCUAUCGGCGAGGCGGCUUUCUUUUUCCAGCCGCGGGGACCCUUUUCCCACCCCACCCUUCCAGGCUCUCCACCCCAUCCCGAGAGACAGGCUUGACUGCAAGGGAAACUUUGAGGACAGCCUCCUGCGGAAGCGGCACGCGUCCCCCCGGAAUCGCCACAGAUACCGCGGCUCAGAGGACAGAGCGGGGGCGCGCGCGCGCGCCUGUCUGGAUGAGGCGGCAGGAACCGUGAGCAGUCAAGCCUCGGCCACCCCCUCCGCCAGCCCGCUUUCCCUCCCACCCGCUCCGCAAGAUGAGUGCUACGCUCCCGAGCCUCCUGGCCUCGCUGGCCGUCUUGCUCCUGGGGAGGGUGGACCGCCUUGCCGACGCCUGCAGCUGCUCCCCGGUGCAUCCGCAACAGGCGUUUUGCAAUGCAGAUGUAGUGAUCAGAGCAAAGGCUGUCUCUGAAAAAGAGGUGGACUCUGGGAAUGACAUCUAUGGAAACCCCAUCAAACGCAUCCAAUAUGAGAUCAAACAGAUAAAGAUGUUUAAAGGCCCAGAACAGGACAUUGAAUUCAUCUUCACAGCUCCCUCCUCGGCGGUAUGUGGAGUGACACUGGAUGUUAGUGGCAAAAAGGAAUAUCUCAUUGCAGGGAAAUCGGAGGGUAAUGGCAGGAUGCACAUCACCCUUUGUGAUUUCAUCGUUCCUUGGGAUUCCCUCAGUGCCACCCAAAAGAAGAGUCUCAACCAGCGGUACCAGAUGGGCUGUGAAUGCAAGAUUUCCCGCUGCCCCUACAUCCCCUGCUUUGUCUCUGCUCAGGAUGAGUGUCUGUGGACUGACUGGGUGACGGAGAAGAACAUCAAUGGGCGGCAGGCAAAACACUAUGCCUGCAUCAAGCGGAGUGAUGGUUCCUGCGCGUGGUACCGUGGAGUGGCUCCCCCUAAACAGGAGUUCCUUGACAUUGAGGAUCCUUGAGUUCCUUUGGCACCAGCAGCAUGGCUUGCAAGGAAUUAGAUUGGUCCACAUUUGACAUCACUUCCUGGAAACAGCAUGAAAAU
Molecule: messenger RNA, 1094 nt
Organism: Pseudonaja textilis
Lineage: Eukaryota; Metazoa; Chordata; Lepidosauria; Squamata; Elapidae
Gene: TIMP2
Product: TIMP metallopeptidase inhibitor 2
Biological process (GO): negative regulation of membrane protein ectodomain proteolysis; response to hormone; response to cytokine
Cellular component (GO): extracellular matrix
Molecular function (GO): protease binding; metalloendopeptidase inhibitor activity
Source: RefSeq, a predicted model, not a curated record